Molecule: messenger RNA, 171 nt
Organism: Paracoccidioides lutzii Pb01
Exons: 2
Coding region: 1-171 (56 amino acids)
Source: RefSeq, a predicted model, not a curated record
AUGUGGGACAGCUCGAGAUUCGGCCCUGCGACCUCCUUCAGUCGAAUAUAUUGCCUCGUACUUCACGACCGAAUGUUAAUUAUGGAGACCGAAAGUCUCAUUCAAGGAUAUGGACUAUCCAUAUCCAAAAGCUUAGAAACUCCACGGAAUCUGGCUUACGCGCAUGCUUGA